AUGCCAUACAGCUUCAAUAUAUUCGUAGGCUAUGGAUUUCCCUUCAACUUGCGAACACUGGUUGCGGUGAGCUCACAAAGAUCUUAUCGAACAUUCAUCCCUGAUGACAUCUUACAAGGAAUGACGAGAUGCAAAGCAUUAGGAGGCCUUAGCGCAACCCCGGAUCCAAAAUCUUUAGAAAAGAAAUGGGUUGACCGUCUUGAAGCGAGCAGGUUAAAUUGUGCGCAAGUAGUUCCUAGGAGGGGUGUGGCGCUUGAACUGGACAUAGCUCUUCAAAAAGUUCUUCAAUAUCUUUCAGCAUGA
Messenger RNA from Lachancea thermotolerans CBS 6340, 303 nucleotides. RefSeq names its product KLTH0H00748p. The record is from RefSeq and is a predicted model, not a curated record. NCBI's taxonomy places the organism in Eukaryota, Fungi, Ascomycota, Saccharomycetes, Saccharomycetales, Saccharomycetaceae. The coding region runs from base 1 to 303 and encodes 100 amino acids. The transcript has a single exon.